CGUUACAACGUCAAGUUCAGCGUGCGGAGAUUUUUGUGCGUCGUCGUCGCCGUCGUCGUUUACAAUUGUUUUGUUACUCUGCGCGUCGUCGUUGUCGUUAUCGUCGUUUCUUUUGUGGUCGUCCCACAGAAAGUUUGCUACUUGCAGAAGUGCCGUUAAAGGCUCGAAGGCGGCAAAUUAAAAACAAACAAAUUUAUAUUUGUUUGCGUUUUUUGGGCGAAAAAAUUAAAAGUGCUCUAAGCCAUAUCGGGUUUACAGAAAAUGUGCAUAACUUAAACAAAAUCAGUGCACAAAUAAUAAUAAAAAUAAAAGUUUUACGCAAAAUAUAACAAAAAAUACUAAAGCAAACAAUAAGAAAGAAAAUAAGGUGAAGGAAAUUAACACGCAAAAAAAAAAAAAGAAGUAGUUUUUUGUGCUAAACCCCCCUUCGCCGCGCGGAAGUAUAAAAAAAGGCGGGCAAAAUUUACUACAAUAUCAGCUACAACAACAACAACAUCCAACCGAACGGCAACAGAAUGCUAUUCGAGAAUCCAGCCGUCGCGGCCAAGCUGCCGUUUCCAUACAAUGUGCCGCCGCCUCUGCAAGCGGCGGCCGCUGCUGCCGCAGCUGUGCCAAAUUUAAGGUUUCAGACACCAAUAAAAGCGUUUGCCUGCCUGACAGCCACAAGGUUAGUAUCUUUUGAUAAGCCCAAUUCCACAGCAGCUCGUAUGGGCAAUCCGAUUGAUAAUGCUGCCGCCGCAGCAGCCGCUGCCGCUGCCGGCCUAAUUGAUCCGCAUCACAAUCGCGAUCUUCACAAUGCGCUGGUCGCCUCCAUAGCCAACAGCAAUGUGGCUGCCAUUAACGGUACAUUGACCACAGCCGCGGUGCUUAAGAGCGCCGCUGCUGCCCAAGCCCAAGCACAGGCCCAGGCACAGGCGCAGGUGCAGGUGCAGCAAACACAGCAACAAAGCGCUGCCGCUGCCGCCGCCGCCGCAGCCGUCGGGCAGGCCCAACAGCAGCCCACAGCUGGACAGGAUCAGGCCAAUGCACAGACCAAUGGCAGCCAACAGCAGGCGACUGCACAACAGCAGCAGCAACAACAGCAACAACAACAACAACAACAGGCGGCUCAACAGGCCGCCUUGGCGCUUCUGAAGGUGGAUAAUGUGAAUGGAGCCGCUGCACAAAAUGGCAGCGGUGCCAAUUUGAGCAUCAAGAGCAGCUCCUCGGGCCGCUCCACGCCCAGCAAUAGCGGUGGCAGCCUCUCAGAUCCAGCACCCGGCAAACUUUUUGUCGGCGGCCUCAGCUGGCAGACAUCCUCAGAGAAGCUAAAGGAAUAUUUCAACAUGUUUGGCACCGUUACAGAUGUGCUCAUUAUGAAGGAUCCGGUCACUCAGCGCAGUCGCGGCUUUGGCUUCAUCACAUUCCAAGAACCCUGCACCGUGGACAAGGUGCUGAAGGUACCCAUACACACACUGGACGGCAAGAAGAUCGAUCCCAAACAUGCCACGCCCAAGAAUCGACCACGCCAGGCCAAUAAGACCAAAAAGAUAUUUGUGGGCGGCGUCUCACAGGACACCUCCGCCGAAGAGGUGAAAGCCUACUUCAGUCAAUUUGGCGCCGUCGAGGAAACGGUCAUGCUAAUGGAUCAGCAAACGAAACGCCAUCGCGGCUUUGGUUUUGUCACCUUCGAGAACGAGGAUGUUGUGGAUCGCGUCUGUGAGAUACAUUUCCAUACCAUCAAGAACAAGAAGGUCGAAUGCAAGAAGGCGCAACCCAAAGAGGCUGUCACACCCGCCGCCCAGCUGCUACAGAAGCGCAUCAUGCUGGGCACCCUCGGCGUACAGCUGCCAACGGCACCGGGUCAGCUAUUGGGUGCACGAGGCGCUGGCGUUGCCUCCAUGAAUCCAUUGGCCAUGCUGCAGACACCAACACAGCUGCUGCAAUCGCCAGCGGCUGCAGCAGCCGCACAGGCGCAGGCGGCGCUCAUAUCACAGAAUCCGUUUCAAGUACAAAACGCAGCCGCCGCUGCCACAAUGGCCGCUAAUCAGAGCAACUUUGGCAAGCUGCUUGCCUCAUAUCCGCAGACAGCGCUGCACGGCGUCAGAUAUGCACCGUACACCAUACCCGCCAGCGCCGCCACUGCCAAUGCCGCAUUGAUGCAGGCACAUCAGGCACAGAACGCCGCCGUGGCCGCCCAUCAGCAGCAGCAGUCGCAUAAUGCGGCGCAUGCACAUGCCGCUGCCGCCGCCGCCGCUGCCGCCGGUCUGCAUCAGCAGCAUCAUCAUCAUCAUCAGCAGCAUCAGCAACAACAGCAGCAGCAGCAGCAGCAACAACAGCAGCAGCAACAUCACGCUGCCGCCGUUGCAGCCGCUGCCACCAACAAUGCUGCCUCACAGGCCCAUUCGGCGGCCGCCGCCGCCGCUUUGGCUGCCAAUGCGGCAAAUGGGGCGGGCGCCAAUGCCCAUUCGCUGGCCGCCGCCCAACAGGCGGCACUCGUCGCCGGCAAUCCAUUGAAUGCAGCAGCUGCCGCCGCUGCAGCAGCAGCUGGCAAUCCGGCUGCCGGCUAUCCCAAUUAUGCGCUGGCCAAUGUGGACAUGUCCAGUUUCCAGGGUGUCGACUGGAGCAGCAUGUAUGGCAUGGGCAUGUAUGUCUAAGCAGUGCUUGCCGCUAACCACCCACCCCCACCCCCCUGACACUAUCUAUCUAUCUAUCUCUUUUUAACUUUCUUUGUAAUUUGCAUACAAUUAUACACACACACACACACAUACUCUCUCUCACACACACUUACACAAAUCUCAUGACACCACAAAAUUUGGUUAACCUUGGUUUGACUUGGUUUAACUUAGUUCUUAGUGCCACACACACACACCCUCCUAUACACACACACACGCCCACACACAUAAUUCACAGCAUAUUAAGUAUUAUAUUUAAGGCUCUAGCCACGCCCCAACGCGUUCUAUAAUAAUAACAAUAAACAUGAUAAGCAAUAUAACAACAACAAGAGCAGCCCGCGAGGCAAAGCUGCGACUAAGCAGAGCAAAUAAAAAGAAAAACAAGAAGUUUAUAAAAAAUUAAUGAAAAAACAUUAAACCAAAAAUUACGAAAAAAAAAACACAUUAAAAAAAAAAAACAAUUUAAAAAAACCACCGAUUGUGAUUGCGUUUAUUUGUAGCAGUUUAUAUAAUUUUUAGUGCAUAAAACUAAAUAUAACUAAAACGUAAAAAAAAAUAUAAAAACUAUUCUAUAAAAGCAUCAACUAAAUUAUAUAUAUAUAUAAAAGAAAA
Drosophila montana is the source of this 3266-nucleotide messenger RNA. RefSeq names its product musashi (gene msi). Bases 516 to 2636 code for a protein of 706 amino acids. Gene Ontology annotation, cellular component: cytoplasm. The transcript has 7 exons. Lineage: Eukaryota; Metazoa; Arthropoda; Insecta; Diptera; Drosophilidae. The record is from RefSeq and is a predicted model, not a curated record. Gene Ontology annotation, molecular function: mRNA binding. Gene Ontology annotation, biological process: regulation of translation.